AUGGAUACGAUAAAUGCAAAUCAUUUGAAGAGGAAUACUAUCAACGUUGAAAUUCAACAAGGAAUAAAUAUUGUGGAUUUAAUAUGUGAAAUUGAGGAAAUUGUUGGAGAGGAUGCCGUAAUUGCCGCUGUCCCUUUACAAGGUAAUAUCGAGUUAACUUUUGAUAGCCCUGAUCGCUUAUCACACCUAUUAAAUAAACCAAUCAUUGUGAAUGACAAAGUUCUAUCGUACAAUUUGAUCGGCGCCAAGAUAAUGGUGGUGUCCUUUAUGCACAUUCCCUUUUACAUCCCGGACAGCGAAAUUCUCGCCAAGUUAGAAAAAUGGAACGUUAAACCUCUUGGUAUUGUGAGACACAGAACUAUAAAAGUUAAAGAUAGAGACAUUCCCGAUGGCACCCGCUUCGUAAAGUGCGAAUUCCCCCCAGAUGUUGCAAGCCUCCCGUAUGCUACUUUUAUUGAUGGCCGCUCUUUCACCAUCAAGCAUAAUAACCAGCAAAAAGUUUGCUUUGAAUGUUUCCAGACUGGACACGAUAUUAAGGAUUGCCCCAUAACAGUAUGUAGGAAGUGUAAAAAUACUGGCCACAUCAAAAAAUUUUGUACAGAGGAGAUCUGCCCCGAGUGUACCAAAUUUAAUUAUAAGUGUUCAUGU
Messenger RNA from Lottia gigantea (owl limpet), 648 nucleotides. RefSeq lists its product as hypothetical. NCBI's taxonomy places the organism in Eukaryota, Metazoa, Mollusca, Gastropoda, Lottiidae. Gene Ontology annotation, molecular function: nucleic acid binding; zinc ion binding. The transcript has a single exon. The annotation marks the transcript as partial. The record is from RefSeq and is a predicted model, not a curated record.